GCUGUUACUUGUCCGAUAUUUUAUUUAUUUUGAUACAAACAAACGUGAACAAGAAUAGUAAAGGAUUAGAUAUGACAAUUCAAUAGUUAUUCGAGUUUAAAAUAAGCAGUAAAUAGAUAUGAAAGUGACAGAUAUUGCGGUCUGUGCAGUAUUUGUAUGUCUGGUAUACUGUGAUGUCGGACUGGCCAACUAUAGUCUAGAAUGUCCAGAAAGACCACACUGGAAAAUAAGAGCUGAUAGUGUAUGUAAUGGAACUGCAGAUAAGUACCACUGCUUAUAUGACCCAAAUAACGAGAACAUUACAGAAUUUUGUGAUAGCCCAAAAGAUUAUACUGCAGGUUUUAUGGCUGUUUAUAGAGGUAACAUUGAUGCAGAUUUGUGUCCUGGUUACCGAUAUAUGCCAGUUAACUUCAAGUCAAAUAUAAUUGAAAGCUGUAUAUUUCUGAAAUCCAAAUGCAAUGGUGAAGGACAGCUGGUACAUCACAAUUGGUCGUUGGCAGAGGAUACUGCUUGCACGUGUGACUUUUCGAACGGAUAUGCAUUUAUCCAAAAGCCAAAAAAUAAUUGUUAUUGUGUGCCUUCCCAAGAAGACUGCUCUUGUUACAAGAAACAGUGUGGGGAUAGCAAUUACGUUCUAUCACCAGAUUACAAUUGCAAAAUAUCCAAACUAGUAAAGACACAGUCUUUGGAUUCACAUAAUUUUCAAUGUCACGCUUACCCAGACAGAAUUCAGUUGCAGACAAAUGAUAGAAUGAAAUCGAUAUCGCCUUGUUUGUCAGAUUGUAUUAUGAAAGUUCCAUUCAAGGAUAGAAGUCUUUUAGAAAAAAAAAUUGAUUAUGCGAAAACGAUGGUAGCUAUGGCGCUACCUUUAAGUUUAGUUUGUCUGAUAUUUUAUUUUUUGAAUGGAUAUAAAGAGAAAAAUGAGAAUGAUACCAUGAACGACAUACGUCCAACAGUAGAAGACCGCAAAGAAAUUACUACAGAACUACCGAAAAAGUUCGUUGACGAUAACUUAAAAGCUUAUGAUUACUUUUCAAUCCACUGUGACCACACAAUCUGCCAAUUUUAUGAUGGAAAUGAAUUACAAAGCGGGUUUAACGAGAAACCACGAAUAUUAGACAUGUGUUUUGUUAACCUUCACAAGAAAAUUUACAUCGUCUACAUAGAUGCUGAUAACAAGAGGAUUGUAAUUCGAGAUAUAUCAAAUAACUCUGGACUAAAAGAGAAAAGACUUCCUCUAGAACCUAAUAGGUUGGCUAAAAUAGAUAAUAAUACAAUCGGGGUAAUUUAUAAAAAGAAAUUUGACAUUCUGAUUUUUGAUGUUAACAACAUGAAAGAUAUAAUUACUCAUUCUGUAACACAGGGUGGUAUUAUGGAUUCAAAAAGUGGUAUACAGGGAAUUCUUGCUUUAUCUGAAACUGAAUUUAUUUUGUCAGAUAAAAUUCAUCUUUAUCGUUGUAAGUUGGAAACAGGAAAGACAGAUGCAGUGGUGACUAAGUUUGCACCAUCAGUACAUGAAUUUGAUACAGCCCGUCGACUUACUCAUGUAACCCUUUCUCAGAACAAAUGUCAGGAUGUCAUUUUCAUUGCUGAUGAAAAUGAUAAGAAAUUGACUAGCAUUGGUAGAAAAACGGGACAGUACAUUAAAGAGCAUGAAGGUCAAAAUCGAGGACUCCAAAAUGUUCGUGCAAUAGGAGCUACCGAAAACAGAGUUUAUGCAGCAACAAGUGCUGGCAUCUCGGUAUUUUCUCAUAAUGAAGGUACUUUUACAAAAUUUGAAAAUCAAUGUUACAAUAGUGCGGAUUAUAGAAUGCUUUUGGAUUAUAAGUACCACGUAGAACAUACAAGAAGUUUAUGUAUUCAUUUGGAUAAAGGAUAUAUUUACAUUGGCUUGUCAUGUGUGAUUAAACAAAACGAUGUAAUAGUUAUAUUUAGAUUCAAACCAAAUGAUACUUUCGAAUAGACUUCCACAAAUCCACACGACCACAAUAAUUUGUGCAGUGCUUAUUUUGUAUGUAUUUCAUAUAUACGUUUAUUCAUGCUUUUUGUUUUGCAAUGAGUGUGGUCGGUUUCUCUUACACUUAUAAAUUUUAAGUGGUAUUUUUUUUGGUAUCCUCUGCACCUAUAUUUUUAACAUCUAUUAAUUGAUUUAUUUUUGAGUGUAGUCUAAUAACAAAAAUAAAAUCUCCAAAGAAACCAGGCUCUAAUGCACUUGGAAUACUCCUAUUCAGAAGUAACAUGAUAUGAAUUUGUAUCGUGUACACACCAUUCUAAUGCAAUUAUUUUGUAUCAAUGGUUCUGAUUGGAUGACAAUAAGCGUAAAAUUCUCUAUCUA
Mytilus californianus (California mussel) is the source of this 2335-nucleotide messenger RNA. RefSeq lists its product as uncharacterized. The transcript has 10 exons. The record is from RefSeq and is a predicted model, not a curated record. Bases 119 to 1963 code for a protein of 614 amino acids. Lineage: Eukaryota; Metazoa; Mollusca; Bivalvia; Mytilida; Mytilidae.